Thamnophis sirtalis is the source of this 1565-nucleotide messenger RNA. The record is from RefSeq and is a predicted model, not a curated record. Lineage: Eukaryota; Metazoa; Chordata; Lepidosauria; Squamata; Natricidae.
UUGCAGGUGAUCAGUGGACAUUUGGGAUGGGUGAGAUGUAUUGCAGUUGAACCAGGGAAUCAGUGGUUUGUUACUGGUUCUGCUGACAGGACUAUAAAGAUUUGGGAUCUUGCAAGUGGCAAAUUAAAACUGUCUUUAACAGGACAUAUUAGUACAGUUCGAGGUGUAAUAGUCAGUGCAAGAAGUCCUUAUCUUUUCUCAUGUGGGGAAGACAAACAGGUGAAAUGUUGGGAUCUUGAAUAUAAUAAGGUUAUUAGGCAUUACCAUGGCCAUCUCAGCGCUGUGUAUGGUUUGGAUUUGCAUCCAACAAUAGAUGUGCUUGUAACUUGUAGCAGAGAUUCAACAGCACGUAUUUGGGAUGUAAGAACAAAAGCUAGUGUGCAUACAUUGUCAGGACACACAAAUGCUGUGGCAACAGUGAAGUGCCAAGCAGCAGAGCCACAGAUUAUCACAGGAAGUCAUGAUACCACCAUACGUCUCUGGGACAUGGUAGCAGGGAAAACACGGGUCACGUUAACAAAUCACAAGAAAUCCGUAAGAGCAGUUGUCUUGCAUCCAAGACAGUACACAUUUGCAUCUGGAUCUCCAGAUAAUAUAAAACAGUGGAAAUUCCCUGAUGGAAAUUUCAUCCAAAACCUUUCUGGCCAUAGUGCUAUUAUCAAUACAUUGGCUGUGAACUCAGAUGGAGUCCUGGUUUCGGGAGCUGACAACGGUACAAUGCACCUUUGGGAUUGGAGAACUGGGUACAACUUCCAGAGGGUGCAUGCAGCUGUACAGCCUGGCUCUUUGGACAGUGAAUCGGGAAUAUUUUCUUGUGCAUUUGACCAAUCUGAAAGCAGACUUCUUACAGCUGAAGCUGACAAAACUAUAAAAGUCUAUAAAGAAGAUGAUUCUGCGACUGAAGAAACUCAUCCUGUUAGCUGGAAACCUGAAAUCAUGAAGAGAAAACGAUUUUAAAUGAGACCAAACCUCCAUUGAUGUGCCAUAAUCCCAACCCUUUGUUACAUAGCCGAAACACUGCUAAAGCCAUUGCUCAGUUUGCAGUUUUUACAUUUUGUAUUGCUUUCUUCUCUGAGUUUUUCUCUUCUCCUAUAAUGCUUUCUUUUGGAAUUUAUCUUUUCUCUCAUCCUAGAAAAAUCAGCUGCAGUUAUUACAUGUACAUUACAUAGUGCUAUUAACUGUAGACCAUUAAAUGUUUGUGUGUCUUUCUGUGUGGAUGGAAGGUGGUGCUGUUUUCUUUCUGCCUUCUUGAUGAAGAAGUAAUGUUUGAAAUUUUGAUGAUUUUUUUUUUAAAAAAAACUUGCAUACUACUCUGUCCUAGGACCCUGAAUGGUAACAUUGUCAAGGGAAAACAAAAGCCAUUGUAGUAAUGAUUCACGUCCUUAAUACAAUGUGCUGCUUGUAAAGAUGUAAUCCAAUACAUUUCAUUUCCCCUAAAAUAGAAGACUUAACUGCAGUCUCGUAUGUUGAAUGUGCAUCGUUCUGCUUGAGUCACGGUUCUAUUUUUGCCUAUCCCAUGUUUGAAUCAUCAUUAAAAUUUUAUUGAAACAACCUUUUAAAAAUAA